Molecule: messenger RNA, 1047 nt
Organism: Rhizopus microsporus ATCC 52813
Lineage: Eukaryota; Fungi; Mucoromycota; Mucoromycetes; Mucorales; Rhizopodaceae
Product: MFS general substrate transporter
Exons: 7
Coding region: 1-1047 (348 amino acids)
Biological process (GO): transmembrane transport
Cellular component (GO): fungal-type vacuole membrane
Molecular function (GO): transmembrane transporter activity
Source: RefSeq, a predicted model, not a curated record
AUGCUUAUUAAUGUGUUGAGCCCUAUAUCUCAAUUGCUCUUGAAUGUAUUGGGGCCAAAGAACACAUUGGUCGCUUCCGUAUUGGUAUCUAGCCUUGGUCUAUUGUUAGCAAGUUUUAGCACACAGACCUGGCAUCUUUAUUUGACUCAUGGUGUAAUCUAUGGCAUAGGCAUAUCCAUCAUGUUUUAUAUUGCACUUAGUAUUGUACCUCAAUACUUUACUAAACAUAGAGGUAUAGCAUUAGGAUUAACAUCCAGUGGAAUCAGUAUUGGCGGUCUUGUGUUCCCAUUUGUUAUGGAUGCUAUCAAUACAAGGUUUGGAGCAAGUUGGUGCUAUCGAAUCAUGAGUUUGAUCUGUUUUGUCAUCGGACUGUCAGCUUGUUGGCUUUUAGGUGUGAAAGAUAAGGGCAAGAAGCAAGCAAAGACGUCUUUGAACAUAAAGGAAACAUUUGACUUUAGUGUGGCAAAUGAUUGGAGAUAUAUUUUGUGGUGUAUCAUUGAUAUCUUGUUUGAAGCGGCCUAUAAUACUCCUGCUUACUUUCUUCCAUCAUAUGCUACCUAUCUCGGCCUAUCGUCCUCUCAAGGUGCACUUAUCCUAUCAGUAGGUUCAGGCAUGAAUGCGAUUGGAAGAAUCAUCUCAGGUUUUUUAGCUGAUUGGAUAGGACAUAUUAAUGUAGUUAUCAUUUACUGUACCAUAUCGGGUCUUUCCUGUUUGCUGCUUUGGACGUUUGCAAAGACAUUUGGGACACUACUUGCCUUUUCUAUUUUUUAUGGGUUCUUUGGAGGAGCAUUCGUUACACUAACACCAGCAAUUAUGCUGCUUGUAACAGGACAAGAAAAGUUUGAAACAGGAAUUUCCGUAUUUCUCGUCAUUACAGUCGUCUCAAUGUUUGGACCCAAUCUAGCAGGCACAAUCGAAACCUCGAUACAUGGGCUCGAGCCCUAUGAAAGCUACAAAUAUUUUACAGGCAUCUGCUAUCUUGCUGGUGUCGUCUUACUCUUCAUUCUCAGGUUCUCUUUAAAGCGACAUUUGCUUAUGAUCAUAUAA